AUGUUGAUCAAGGCUCUUACUUCUACUGUCGGUUCAUUCAUGCCAUCAUCGAUGAGCGGUGGCGUUAUUGGUUCAUCUGGUGGCUCUGGAUCAUCCCAGGGUAGCAACGGAGUUGCUUGUGGUGGCUGCGGACCAUGUGGCCCAACCAACCACACCUACCAAGAGUUUGUUGCCUAUCCAUGUGCCCCAUGUUACCCAUGCUAUCCACCACCAUGCUACCCAUGCUUCCCACCACCAUGCGUUAGAUACUGCUAA
This is a messenger RNA of Acytostelium subglobosum LB1, 255 nucleotides long. RefSeq lists its product as hypothetical. The coding region runs from base 1 to 255 and encodes 84 amino acids. NCBI's taxonomy places the organism in Eukaryota, Evosea, Eumycetozoa, Acytosteliales, Acytosteliaceae. The transcript is spliced from 2 exons. The record is from RefSeq and is a predicted model, not a curated record.